This is a messenger RNA of Closterium sp. NIES-65, 1353 nucleotides long. NCBI's taxonomy places the organism in Eukaryota, Viridiplantae, Streptophyta, Zygnematophyceae, Desmidiales, Closteriaceae. The record is from the annotation of a GenBank genome assembly.
AUGGCAACCAAGAUUAACAGCGACGACCAGAUGGUUCUGGAGGACUUGGUGGGUGCGUGGGGCGACUUCACGGGAUCCGACACGUGGAAGGACUCUGACAAGAAGUGCGACCACUACGUGGGCAUUCAGUGCGCCGACAACGGCCAUGUCAUCAACAUGACGAUCCCGGACGCCGGCGCGUCGGGAGCCAUCGGCGUACUUACGAAGCUGCAGAGCCUCAAGUACCUUGACCUCUCUGGCAACAACAUCACCAAGUCCGCCACAUCUCUCUCCAAAAUCACUGCCCUCUCCUACAUAGACGUGUCAGGCAACAGCAACCUGAACACGGGGUUCUCGUCACUCACCAACCUCAAGCAGCUCAAACACCUGGACAUCGCCGACACAGGCUACGAGGGCUCCAUCUCCACCUUCGUCUCCAAGCUCACGGCCCUCACUCGCCUCGACAUGAGCUCCAACUCCCUCACAGGCUCCAUCCCCGACUUCCUCAGUACUCUGCAGAAGCUCGUGUACCUCGGGCUGUCAGCCUCGGGAGAGGACGGGCUCAAGGGGACCCUGCCCUCCGGCCUGGGGAAGCUCACCCGCCUCAACGAGCUCUACCUGCAUCGCAACGGUCUGAGCGGGCCAGUCAGCGUGCUCAUGUCCCUCACCAAACUCAACCGCCUGCUACUUGGCGACAACAACUUCAAUGGCUCCUUCCCUCAGGGCUUCUCCAAUCUCAAGAGCCUCAACUACCUGAGCAUGCGCUACAACGGCUUUGAGGGUCGCAUUCCCAACGUCAUCAGCACUUUGACCAAGCUCACAUUCCUCUCGCUGAACAACAACCGCUUCAAGGGCCUCAUCCCGCGCACCAUCACCGCGCUCACCAAGCUCAACAACCUCCUUCUGCAGGACAACUACCUUGAUGGCUACGUGCCCUCGUUCUCAUCCCUCAAGAAUCUCACUGAAGUGGACCUGAGUGCCAACUACUUCACCGGGCCUCCUCCCAGCUUCUACAAGGCCCCUACCACGCUCAACCUCGACGACAACUACUUCUUUGGUUCUUCCCUGCCCAAAGACAAAAACGGUGAUACUAUCUGUGCGGCGUCUCUCGCCAAGAACUGCUUCACCAUUCCCUCCUCAGAGGACAGUUCCCUGUCUGACGAUUGCUGCACUAGUAAGUCAUCGCAGAGGACUGCUGCUGCGUGCAACAAGUUCUGCGGCACUUCUGGGAACGUGCAGUGUGGUGGCGUUCGCAUUGGCAUCUGCUACCCGUCGGAUAAGGUUGUGGAGACCAGCGGGAGUACUAUUGAUCCUAGAUGCCUUUGCGCCAAUGGGUGGAAGGUGUCUGGUGAUAAGCAGAAGUGCACCAAGUGA